This is a messenger RNA of Arabidopsis lyrata subsp. lyrata, 976 nucleotides long. Its product is annotated as RING-H2 finger protein ATL28. The transcript has a single exon. NCBI's taxonomy places the organism in Eukaryota, Viridiplantae, Streptophyta, Magnoliopsida, Brassicales, Brassicaceae. The record is from RefSeq and is a predicted model, not a curated record. The coding region runs from base 208 to 957 and encodes 249 amino acids.
GAAGACUCGCUCAAAAUGCUAAGCAAAGCCACUUCUGUCUCUGUGACUCGGACAGAGCCACGUCCUUCUCCUCAUUUCUCUCUAUUAACUUGAACAAUAUUCCUUCUCUCGCAAGAAAUUCUUAGAACAAACUUUUCUUAUUUUCCAAACAAUCUACUAAACUGGUAGAAUUUGGGGUUUCUCUGAUCUGGAGUUAUCAAUCUUCAAAUGUCGUCAACAACAUCAAUACCAACUACUGAUGUUUUUCCUACCGUUUCCAUGCCCAUCACCAUAGUUUUGAUCGGCGUUCUUCUCUUUGUAAUUUUCGCUGGAUUCUUCUCUCUUUUCUUCUGGCGAUUUCUUCUGAAUCGCUUGUUUUCAGCUUGGAAUCUUCAGCAAACACCUUACAGUGACCUAAUCCAUGUGGCCACUCCGCCUGAAAAACCCGGCCUUGAUCCAUUUAUCAUCCGGUCCUUUCCCGUGUUCCCUUAUUCAUCUGCAACAAUGAAAAAUCACGGGACGGAAUGCGCUAUUUGCUUGUCAGAGUUUUCAGAUGAAGACACAGUUAGGCUCAUAACGGUUUGUCGUCAUCCCUUUCAUUCAAAUUGCAUUGAUCUUUGGUUUGAGUUACACAAGACUUGUCCUGUUUGCCGGUGUGAGCUUGAUCCUGGCAUGAUCGGAUCUGGAAGCCAUGAAUCUUUGCACAACGCAGUCACAAUCACUAUUCCGGACAUAAACCAUGAUGAGGAAAACCCUCCUACCACAGGUUCAAGUAAAAGGCUAAUGGAAGCCUCGGCUUGGCGAUUCUCGAGGUCACAUUCUACUGGACAUUUCAUGGUUAAGACUACGGAUGUCAAUGUGAAGUCCAAAAGAAGGCAUUACCAAACAGGAAGCUGUGACUCGUUUGACGAACUUACUCGGUAUGAUGGAGCUGGAUGGUUUGGUGAUUCAUCACACAUUAGCAGGAUUGAAGUCUAGUUUAGUGAAAUUCUGUUAC